CGCAGCUCCGACGUGUCUCGGCCAUGGCGGGAGAGCCGCCCCGCGCCGCCCGGCAGCUCUUCCUGCUCGGCCUGGCCGCCGCCUACGCCGCCGCCUUCGCCUCGCUCUACGCCCAGCUGCCCGGCCUUUACGGGAAGGAUGGCAUCCUACCCGCCCGCAAGAUGCUCCGUGUCACUGGCAAAGGAUUCUGGGAGCAGCUGCGGGAUUCCCCGACCUUGCUGUGGCUCGGACCACGACUGGGGCUGGACACGGAGCAAGGCAUGGAGCUGCUUUGCCUCCUGGGGGUGCUGCUCUCCUUCGGGGCCCUGAUCCUGGAGCCCUUGCGCGACAGCCUCGUCUUCCUGGCUCUUUGGGCCCUCUACCUUUCUCUUUAUCAGGUGGGGCAGGUCUUCCUCUACUUCCAGUGGGACAGCCUCCUGCUGGAGACGGGGUUCCUGGCAGUGCUGGUGGCCCCCUUCCACCUGCUGAAGUGGCGCUCGACGGCCUGGCGGGCACAUGACGGGGUGACCUUCUGGCUGGUGCGCUGGCUGCUCUUCCGCCUCAUGUUUGCCUCGGGGGUGGUCAAGCUGACCAGCCGCUGCCCCACUUGGUGGGGGCUCACAGCCCUGACCUACCACUACGAGACACAGUGCAUUCCUACGCCAGCGGCGUGGUUCGUGCAUCAGUUGCCCGUCUGGCUCCAGAAGCUGAGUGUGGUGGCCACUUACUUGAUCGAGAUAGCCGUCCCGCCCCUCUUCUUCGUGCCAGUCCGUCGCCUCCGACUGUUCGCCUUCUACUGCCAGGUCUUGCUGCAAGUCCUCAUUAUCCUCACAGGCAACUACAACUUCUUCAACCUGCUGACGAUCACCCUGAGCUUCUGCCUGCUGGACGACGAGCACGUGGGGUUCUGGCUGGGCCGCAGCCGGAAGAAAGUGGGAGCUGCCUGGCCCCCUCGUCCCCUGGCCGUCCUGGCUGCGCUGACGGAACUGGGCACGUACAGCUUGCUGGUCUACUGGACCGCCUGUCACUUUGGACUGAGGAUCAACUGGGAGAAGAAGCUCCUUGAAUCUAAGACAGCUUUCACGUACCACGAAUUCAUGCAGUGGCUGAAGAUGGUGACGCUCCCCCUGGUCGGCCUCUGCCUCCUUUCCCUGCUUUGGGAGGUCCUUCUGUCUGCCUACAGGUGUGCCUGUGUCCGAGGCUUUCUCUGGAAACUCUGGGGUACUCUCCAAUGGGCUGUCUUCUCCACUGCAGCCUUGGGCAUGUUUACUGUCAGCCUGGUCCCUUUCACCUACGUAGAAUACGAGUCCAAUGGCAAGCUGUGGCCGAGCGUUCACCAGCUGUUCGGCGCCGUCGAUCGCUACCAGCUGGCCAACUCUUACGGGCUGUUCCGGCGGAUGACGGGGGUGGGCGGCCGGCCGGAGGUGGUGGUCGAAGGCAGCUACGAUAAGGAAACGUGGACGGAGAUCGAGUUCAUGUACAAACCGGGUAACAUCAGCACUGCCCCGCCUGUGGUGGUGCCUCACCAACCCCGGCUCGACUGGCAGAUGUGGUUUGCCGCUCUGGGCCACCAUACACACAGCCCCUGGUUCACCAGUUUUGUCUAUCGCCUCCUGCAGGGCAAGAAGGAAGUGAUCCAUCUGGUACAAGUGGAUGACUCCAAAUACCCUUUCCGCUCCCGGCCUCCUACUUACAUCCGGGCCCAGCUGUACAAAUACUGGUUCACGGCAAGCGCAGAAGGCGGGCCUCUUCCUCAAAAAUGGUGGCGCCGGCAACACGUGGAGGAGUUCUACCCCACCGUCUUCCUGGGCGACAGACAGUUAGAUGCCUUCCUGGCCCAGUAUGGGCUUAAGGACAAGGCCCCCCCGAAGCGGCCAUCGGACUCCUUUCUGCCUACUGCCCUCCGGCUGGUGCGAGGGCACGCCCACCCUUACACCAGCCCUGCCCUGAUCUGGUCCCUCUACCUCACCGCAGCCGUCCUUUGCCUCCUGCGGGGCGUGAGGGGCUGGCUGCCAGGGGGCAGCCUUGCCAGCGGGAAGCAGAAAAGCAACAAGCGGCCGGAAGCGGCAGCCGAUGGCGGCGGCGGAGGGGACCCGGCCGGCAGGGAGAAGAACGGGCAGUUGAAGAAGGAAGCGGCAGAGAAGGCCAAGGGGCUGACGGAGCCCCCCGCCGAUGGGCUUCGGAGCGUCAAGAAGAGGAAGUAGCUGCCGCUGGGCUGCGUCCCCGCUGACUGACUGACUGACUCCCCUCCGGAUGCGGUUUUGGUUUCUGCUGCUCCUGGACUGGCUUUUGUCCUGGGACUCCGAGGGCGACAGCUGCCGCAGCAUGGCACAUGGAAUAACUUGUUUGUGGGUGGGGGUCCUUUUGUCCCCCCCCACCCUCUCUUCUUUUUGCCAGGCCCCCUGCUUUGCAGGCAAGAGGGGAGCUUUGUGGGUGAUGAGCGCCAACUUCAGUCCAAUGUGAAAUUUGCUCACAGCAAGAAACCUGGAGGAAACGCUCACGCUUCUUUUCUUUUUUUUUCCUGUGCACCUUUCCUUGCUAUGUCCUGCAGUGCUGAAUGAGAAGCAUCUGGGGAGGCCAGCCUCCCCCCCCCGCCCGUGGUUGAAAAGGGCGUGGCAGAUCCCCUUUGCCUCCCCGCCCUUCCUCUGCCACCCUCAGGCUGCCAACUCCUCCUCCUCAUCCCCCCCCCGUUUGCUAUUGCCUUGAUCUCUUGUGCCUCUGGGCCUGAAGGAGGGGGCGGGAUUCGUUGCCAUGUUGUGCUGCAGCUGAAGGGGGGCAGGCACUGACCUGGUGGGGCCCAAUCUGGCUCGGCCCCGAGGGAAGCAGAGCUGUACUUCUCGCACCAAGGACCACAAAUUAUAGUUUUCUAAAUAAAGCCUUGACAUUCCA
This is a messenger RNA of Eublepharis macularius, 2868 nucleotides long. It is a transcript of the gene LMF2, whose product is annotated as lipase maturation factor 2. The transcript is spliced from 14 exons. The record is from RefSeq and is a predicted model, not a curated record. The coding region runs from base 24 to 2183 and encodes 719 amino acids. Gene Ontology annotation, biological process: protein maturation. Gene Ontology annotation, cellular component: endoplasmic reticulum membrane. NCBI's taxonomy places the organism in Eukaryota, Metazoa, Chordata, Lepidosauria, Squamata, Eublepharidae.